AGGUGGAGGGAGAAGGGAAAGUUUGGCCCGUGCGUGGGGCUCGGGUGGAGGGCGGGACAGAGGGGCUGGGCCCAGGCGAAGCUUCUGCCGCUGCCGUUGCGGAGGCCGAGAACGGGGUGUGGGCCGGGCCAGGGAGUGCCGGACGCGGAGGAGCGGGAGGCGAGGUCUGCUGGAGCUCUGAGCCCCCGCUACUCUGCCGUGCGGUGACCCCGUGCCCCGGCGCAGUCCGAUCCGUGGCUGUUCCGCGGCGGCUGGUGGGGGCGCGGUGGCGGCAGUUGGGGGUGGGGAGCCGCGCGGCGAGGAGACUAGAGAGGUCAGCUAGUUUGAGGGAGAGCCGAGGGCGCUGCUGCCGUCAUGUCCGAGGACUCGAGCGCCCUACCCUGGUCCAUCAACAGGGACGAUUACGAGCUGCAGGAGGUGAUCGGGAGUGGAGCAACUGCUGUGGUCCAAGCAGCUUACUGUACUCCUAAAAAGGAGAAAGUGGCAAUCAAACGGAUAAAUCUUGAGAAAUGUCAAACUAGCAUGGAUGAACUCCUGAAAGAAAUUCAAGCCAUGAGUCAGUGCCAUCAUCCUAAUAUUGUGUCUUACUACACAUCUUUUGUGGUAAAAGAUGAACUGUGGCUAGUCAUGAAGCUGCUAAGUGGAGUGACACACUGGAGAAACUGGAUUGCUUUGUUAAAGGCCCUGUUCAUAUGAUGGUUGGAAGCCUUGCUAACACCAACCACCUUUCAAGAUGGUGGUCAAGCAUGGUUCUUUCAGUAUGGAGUGAUAUGGGAAUAUUAGGUUCUGUUCUGGAUAUUAUUAAGCAUAUUGUGGCAAAGGGGGAACACAAAAGUGGAGUUCUAGAUGAACCUACCAUUGCUACAAUACUUCGAGAAGUACUGGAAGGGUUGGAAUACCUACAUAAAAAUGGACAGAUUCACAGAGAUGUGAAAGCUGGAAAUAUUCUUCUUGGAGAAGAUGGUUCAGUACAGAUUGCAGACUUUGGGGUUAGUGCUUUUUUAGCAACUGGUGGUGAUAUUACCCGAAAUAAAGUGAGAAAGACCUUUGUGGGCACCCCCUGCUGGAUGGCACCUGAAGUUAUGGAACAGGUCCGAGGUUAUGAUUUUAAAGCUGAUAUCUGGAGUUUUGGAAUUACAGCUAUUGAACUGGCUACAGGGGCAGCUCCUUAUCAUAAGUAUCCACCAAUGAAGGUGUUAAUGCUAACACUGCAAAAUGAUCCUCCUUCUUUGGAAACUGGUGUUCAAGAUAAAGAAAUGCUGAAAAAAUAUGGAAAAUCAUUUAGAAAAAUGAUUUCAUUGUGCCUUCAGAAAGAUCCAGAAAAAAGACCAACUGCAGCAGAACUGUUAAGGCACAAAUUUUUCCAGAAAGCAAAGAAUAAAGAAUUUCUCCAAGAAAAAAUAUUGCAGAGAGCACCAACCAUUUCUGAAAGAGCUAAAAAGGUUCGGAGAGUGCCAGGUUCCAGUGGCCGUCUUCAUAAGACAGAGGAUGGAGGCUGGGAGUGGAGUGAUGAUGAAUUAGAUGAAGAAAGCGAGGAAGGAAAAGCAGCAAUUUCACAACUCAGGUCUCCUCGAGUGAAAGAAUCCAUAUCAAAUUCUGAGCUUUUUCCACCAACGGAUCCUGUGGGUACGUUGCUCCAAGUUCCAGAACAGAUUUCUGCUCAUCUACCUCAGCCAGCUGGGCAGAUGCCUACACAGCCAACGCAAGUCUCUCUCCCACUCCCUGCAGAGCCAGGAAAAACAGCUCAGGCUUUGUCUUCAGGAGCAGGUUCACAAGAAACCAAGAUCCCAAUCAGCUUAGUACUAAGAUUAAGGAAUUCAAAGAAAGAACUAAAUGAUAUUCGAUUUGAAUUUACUCCUGGGAGAGAUACAGCAGAGGGUGUCUCUCAGGAACUCAUUUCUGCUGGCCUGGUUGAUGGAAGGGAUUUAGUAAUAGUGGCAGCUAAUUUGCAGAAAAUUGUGGAGGAACCUCAGUCAAAUCGAUCUGUCACUUUCAAACUGGCAUCUGGUGUUGAAGGCUCGGAUAUUCCUGAUGAUGGUAAACUAAUAGGAUUUGCCCAGCUCAGCAUCAGCUAAACCACAGCCCUGGAAGAGGCGGCCUAAGGAGAUUCCACACAUGCACAUCUCUGUUGCUUCUAUUGGUCUAAACCCACUACUGCCAAAGAACCCGGCAACAAAUCUCCCGGCUAGGAGCUUUAGAGGUCUUUCUUUAUGUUCUUCCUGCCGUCAUUCCUCCUUUUUCCUACAGGGAAAGAAAAGUUGGAUCACCAGUGGCCAGCAUCCCCUUAAAGAGUUCCGUUAGUAGACUUACUCCAUAUGUCCCAUAUCUUCCUCCAUCUGAGAAGUGGCCCAUGUGCCUCAAGUCCCAGGAGGGAGAUCUGUCAGCUCAUUCUUGCCUUACUCCAAUGAUGGCCCAAGUGGAAAGUAGCGCUAUAUUGGGCUUCCUCAUCCUGCCUGUUCUCCCACACCUGCCAGGAUGUGGGCAUCUAGGGAUAUCUCUGUACCACUGAAGUAGCAAUUGAAAGUUGAUUGUUCAGCUGGAGCCCAGAGAAUUUAAUUUAGUGGUUUUUUUUUUUUUUUCCUUUGAACCUGAUGUGAAUUCUAGCAACCUUUGUUAGGAAAAAGCACAGCCUCAGAUGGAGGCAGCCUAAACUGUGUUCUUGUUUUGUUCGUGGUAUUUCUAAGCAUUUUGCUGAAGCUGCUCUCAGGCACCCGGUUCUUCAUUGCUCCCUCCAGAAAGGGUUGCUAGCCUUAACUUCAGCUGGUGCAAAACAUCUGACUGUAGCCAAACUUCAGCCAUUGGAUCCUUCAACACGGAACUUAGCACUGUUAUUAGAGAAAACAUCAAGUAAUGGCUCAUAAAAGUUUUUUUUGCCAGAGGUGGUUUUUGAACAGGAAUCAUAAUUCAAAUUAAAUUAAAGCAAAACUCCUUGAUCCUCCCAUGAAAAUCAAGUUACCUGGCCUCCAAGUCACGAGGAAAUGGGUGUGCAAGGCUGAAAUUUCUACAGCAAUAAAGGAGACUCACAAUCAGCCAGAGAGGCCUGCCUUCUGUCCCCUCUCCUGCACUGACCCUUUGGAGGGGGUCCCUGUGUGCUGAAGCUGACUCAAGACGGAAAGUGAAACCACAUGUGCCGUGACCUUUAGGUUUUAUGAGUAGACAGUGUUCAUUUGAUUUUCUACAGAAAUAAUAUAAAUUAUUCUUUUGGUUUAUAAAAGAGCACUCAUAAUGCAAUAUGUGAAUAAUCAGUGCGGUUGACUUUUCUUUUUUCCUACUGUUUCAUAGUCAGCCUUUGUCUAACUGCUAAUAAUCCUACUAAGUUUUAUAUAUGAAUGGAAUACUCAAUCUGGCCUUAAAAAAACACACAAAGGUAGGUUGUGGGCCCUGGAAAGGUUAGGGUUGCCUUUUAUAGAAUCACUCAAGCCCUUUCCAGCAUUAUUGGUCUGAUGAACAAGAUUGCUUUACCUAAUUUUCUCCUGGAACGUAUCUGAAAGCUUUCCCCAUAACUAACUUGUCACACCUUUUGUUUCAUUCUGAGUCUGUAGUUUUAGUCAUAGGUUUUCUUCACCUGCCCUGGGUGAGGAAACAUUUGGGAAAGGGAUGGAUGUUGGGUAGGAAGAGGUGGGGGAUGGAUUUCAAAUGAGGGUUGAGAGGAGAGUAGAUUAGAAGACCAGACAUCAAAGGUCAAGGUCCCAGCAGACUUGGUAAAAGGUGAGAGCCUGUUGAACUGGGAGGAAGAAAGGAAGAUUAACCAGCUUGCUAGAAAAAUCUUUAGCUUUUCUUUUUCUCUUUUUUUAUUUGGCUGGGGGGGGGGAGUAGGCAUAGUGGGGGGAAGCAAGGACAGGGAGGUGGGAAUGAGGUAUGGAAAAGAGAUAGUGUCCUUUUGACACACAAAUAGUGGCUUACCUUAGAGUCUGGUUUUUGUUUGUUUGUUUGUUUCAAACAAACCCAUCAUAAUCUACUUAUUUAUGAAUCCAAGGGGUAGUGGCAUCACUCUUACAGCUUUCUACGUGGAGGUGGUCUGGCACCCAGCUGGCAGUGAGCAGCAGCCCAUCCCCCGGUUCACUUUCUCCAGCCUGCCAUUACCUUCGAACUGCAGUGGGGUAGGCAUAGGCAUGACAAAUAGAAGUGGGCUGGGGCUUCCUUUUUCUUUUCAGUUUAUUGUUUGCCCUGCUGGGAACUAGAAGACAGAUAACAAGUCCCAGGACAGUGUUAUUUCUUCUUCUGCAUCAUGUGUGGUGGACUCCCUUUGCUGGCUUGUGCAGUGAUGCUGAGAAAAUAAGUGAACAGAAACUACCCAGGUGGGACAGCACAUAGCCUGGUGAGCGACCUCAUUCCAUUCCAGGAGUGGUGGUUUAGGGUUCACCUUUGUUGCUAGGUCCCCGGGAUCCCCUUGUCCCUGGAGUAGGGACUCACUAUAGCACAAAGUAAUAUGUGCCAAUGCUAUUUGUGAAAUGUUUGGUUUUUCUAAAUGACUAAUGGAUUUGUUUGGGGUUUUUGCUUACGUUUUGAACCAAAUUCUAGAGCCAGCUGAUACUAUUUAAUAAUCUGGAAGAUAGAAUAAUGAUGUAUCAAUAAAUGGAGAUUCCUCCUUAUGACAUAUGCUAGAUUAUGGAAGAUGUAAAAUAUUCAACUUUUUCUUCCUUUUUUUGGACUUUGUAUUUUACUGCAUGUUUCUUUCAUUUUUAAUCAAUAAAGAAUAAAUUGUCCUUA
Messenger RNA from Microcebus murinus (gray mouse lemur), 4710 nucleotides. The record is from RefSeq and is a predicted model, not a curated record. NCBI's taxonomy places the organism in Eukaryota, Metazoa, Chordata, Mammalia, Primates, Cheirogaleidae.